AUGUGCCGCCGCCAGGGCCCCUUUGAGGUGUACCUUGGAAAGGAGCCCUCAGACCACGGCUCUCGGACCACGGCUCUCGGGCAGCAGCGGAUAGGCAACAAGAAACACAUCCCUGCCCGCCCAGUGCCACUUUUCAGGGGACACACCCCCAGUCCGGCGCACAAGAGUUGGAUGGUGUUAAGCUUGUAUGCGCUGAGUAAAAUAGGCCCGAAUCAAAGCGCGCGCAUUUUCCUGCCGUGGAGCGCGAUCGCAAAAUAUCUCCAUGGUCGAAGUGACAAUGAUUGCAAGAACAUCUUCUACUCGGCCCUGCGCUCCAAGACCUCUCAAACCAACCGCCUCCUACGCACCUACGCCCAAGCCGUAGGGCCUAAUUGCGACGACCCCCUCGCGCGCCAGAACGCCUACAAGACCGCCAAGGCGCAGGUCGCCGCCCGUAACGCUUCCCUCAUAAGUCGGGCCGCUGCGCUAGCCCCGCGCAAUCGCCAAAACUCACGCGGUGGCUCGGCAAGCGAUGACGAUUCCGACAUUCCAGCGGAUGCGGCGGCGGCGGCAGCACAAGCCGCUGCGGGUCUACCACAGGCUGACGCUGCCGCCGCUGCGGCGGCGGCGGCUGUAGCCGGCGCGGACGGCGGCGAGGCUCCUGAAGACAUAGACCCUAUGGACGCCGGCGCCUACGUCAGCGCGCUGCAGCUCCAGCAAGCCACCGCCGCAGCGGCAGCCGCCGCUGCUGCCGGUAGCAGCGGCAGCGGAGGGCCUCAAGAUCCCAGCCCAAGCAGCAACAGCAACCGGGCCCUCAUCCGCCGGCUUUCAGCACAGUCCGGCAAUCGUGACUCAUCGAUGUACGGCAGCGGAAGCGGAGGAGGUGGUGGCGGCGGCGGCGGCGGCGGCUCGCCCUCGAUUGCACCAACGUUUUCACAAGGGACGGCUGCAGCCGCCGCUGCCACCGCCGCCGCUGGUGCACCGCUGGCGCGCACGAAAUCGCAGUCAUUCCGAGACGGGGCUUCUGAGGGGCAUCCGGCGGGCUCAGGCCGCCAGCACCAGCACCAGCACCAGCAGCCGUCGCAGCCCCAACAUUUGCAUCAGUUGGUAUUGCCCGCAUGGGCAGCGUCAGGCCGCGCAUUACUGCCGCCAGCUGCGGGUCACCCGUUACGGCAGGUACGACCACGACUGAUGCCUUUUGGCCCCCACCCUUCGCCGCUCUCAGUGGGAAUGGCCGCGACGUCGCACGACAGCCUACAGCUGGCGUCGCCGUCGGCGGCAGUGCAGAACGGCGGCGGCGCCGCCGCUGACGGCGUGCUGGCGGAGAAUUACGGCGCCUCUGCAUCGUCAACCGAAUCGCUCCAAGACGCAACGCCGCCGCCUGCGCCGCCGCCACUGCGUCGUGGCAGCAGCGGCAGCGCCGGCAUUGCCGCCGCCGCCGCGGCCGCCACCGGCACCGGGCGCAAAGACAGGGCGGCCCGGGGUCGCGGCGACGCUAGCAGUGGUAUUGGCAGCAGUAACAGCAGCUUUGGAAUCACGGUGAAGAUCGAGAGAAGCGCCACUGCACCCGCGGGACCAGCGGCGGGGACCGGGAGCCCGAACGACCAGACGGCGGCAAUGGCGGCGGCGCUGCACUCUUCGGCGACUGCGGCAAUCGCCGCUCAGGGCCAAGUUCAGCACCAGCCGUGCGCCAUUCGCUCCUUCGUGGUUCUGGACGAUCGGGGCGGACUUAACGGUGGCGGUUUCACGCCUGGCAACACCUGCAGUACACCGGGCCCCUAUCCGCAAGACUUGGCCAUGCUUCAGCUGGCUCACGCCUCCGCUGCCUCGAACACUACAGACGGUGGACCGACCUCCCCCGACCUCCCGCCUACGACGUACUAUCACCCGCAACCGCAUCCCGCGUACCACGCCUUAGCGCUGUCCCAAGGACUUUGUACGACACCCGGCGCCGCCGCCGCCGGCACUGUCCUGCAACAGCCCACAGCAGGUACGCCGCCGCCCGUGGCGCGCAUUUCCAUCGCCGCCGCCGGCGCACCUGGCAUGCUUUUCUCCGGCCUCCCCACCAGUACAUGCGAAGAGCUCAUGUCGUGUGGUAGUGUAGGGCCCAUGGGGGCCCCCCUGGCGGUGCCGGCGGUGGCGGCAAGCGUGCCACGCUGGGCAUCGCCGCCGCUGCCUGCGGCCGAUCCUUCCGGCCCCUGCAAGUACGACAUGACGCCGCAGCCGGUCAUGGGCAGCUCCGGUGUGUUGCUGUACCCUAGCGGAGGCGGGUGGGAGUUGAGUGCCUUGGAGCUCAUGGCGGGUAGCGGCGGCGGCGCUGGUGGCGGCGGCGCUGGUGGCGGUGACGGGGGCGCUGCCGCCGCUGCCGGCGGCCCUUUCGCUGUGUUACCGUCGCCCCCGGUGCUGUUACAGCAGCAGCACCACCAAUACCACCUGGGCCUGCAAUUGCAAGCACAGUUGCAAGCACAACAGCAGCAGCUGCAGGAGCAGCAACUGCAGCUACAGGCGCAGUUAGCGCAGCUCCAUGCGCUGCAACGGAUCUCGCACUUGCAUCAGGGAUCUGAACAGCUUAACUCGCAAUCCCAAGGCCAAGGAUCACCGGCCUGGAUGGCCAGCUGCGAUACCCCAACGCCGCAGUCACUGCAACAGCAACAGCAGCAGCCGGCGGGUGCGGCGGCGGCGCCGCCAUCCUCCUCCUCAGCCACAGCCACGGCCCCACCGGGCCUACGGCUGGGGCCGGACAUGACCAUGCAGUCGCCUCCCCCCGGCCGUAUCGUGCCUGAGACGCCGCUACAGCCGCCGCCACAGGCUGCUGACUCCGAUCUGACGGACAUGUGGCUCAGCUGCAUGCUGGAGUGA
Messenger RNA from Volvox carteri f. nagariensis, 2838 nucleotides. RefSeq lists its product as uncharacterized. Bases 1 to 2838 code for a protein of 945 amino acids. NCBI's taxonomy places the organism in Eukaryota, Viridiplantae, Chlorophyta, Chlorophyceae, Chlamydomonadales, Volvocaceae. The transcript is spliced from 6 exons. The record is from RefSeq and is a predicted model, not a curated record.